Lactuca virosa is the source of this 377-nucleotide messenger RNA. The record is from the annotation of a GenBank genome assembly. NCBI's taxonomy places the organism in Eukaryota, Viridiplantae, Streptophyta, Magnoliopsida, Asterales, Asteraceae.
CAAACUUUUUCAUGCAAAGCUCAUGUAGCUUUCGAUUUUUUUUCUUUUAAUGUUCGUUAUAAAUUUUAGUUCUUGUGUUGAUCAAUUAUAUAUUUACUGGUUGAAAUAAUUUGACACGAAGAACUUUCCUAUGCUUACUCGUCGUCACCUUCUUCUUUUUCUUAUGAUUUGUAUGGCUACAGGUGGUAGAUGUUGGAUCAAAGAGACAAUACAGGAAGUGACUAAUUGUUUGUCACGUCAAGGAUGCACACCUUCAUAUUGUUGUGAUAAAAAUAACAAUAAUAAAGAUCAAUGUAGUAUGUGUUUUAAAUCAAUUUCAGAAUGUAAAAAAGUAUGUUGAUUGCAAGAUUUUAAUUGAUGAGAUUUCAACAAUAAAU